AUGUCUGGUGUCAAGCGCUACCCACCAAAACGACUCAUCGUGUGCUGCGAUGGCACAUGGCAGGAUUCGCUGGCCGACAAGGCACAACCGCCGUCAAACGUCACUCGCUUUAGCAGAGCGCUGAGCCGCGCCGCUGUCGUCGAAGGCGAGGACGGACAAAAACGCGAGAUCCCCCAGAUCGUCUACUACCAGAAAGGCGUGGGAACCAGUCUCGGAGACAAAUUCUGGGGCGGUGUGGCCGGGCUGGGCGUCAGCGCCAACGUCCGAGCCGCCUACGGCUUCCUGGUCGACAACUACAGCGAAGGCGACAAGAUCUAUUUCUUUGGCUUCUCACGCGGCGCGUACACGGCGCGCGCGGUGGCCGGGCUCGUCUGCCAAUGGGGUCUGCUGACCUCGCGCGGCAUGGACAACUUUGCGCUUGUGUAUGAUGAUUUCUACAACCACAAAAUCAAGGGGUACAACGAGGAACAGCGCAAGCAGAUGGGGUUCCGCGAUCCCUUGCCGCCAUUCACGGUCGAGAUCAUCGGAGUGUGGGACACGGUUGGGUUCCAGAAGGCGUGGCUGGGCCGGGACUCGGGCGAGAAGCUGGAGCUGCGGAAUACGGUGCUGCAUCCGAAUGUGCGGUGUGCGUUCCAUGCGCUGUCCCUGGACGAGGAGCGAACGGCGUUCCAGCCGAUUGUGUGGCAUAUCCCGCACAGGAACGAGGGACAGGAGUUGCUGCAGGUGUGGUUUUCUGGAGUUCACACGGAUGUCGGGGGUGGAGGCGAGAAUCCCCGCCUGUCGAACAUCACCCUGGCGUGGAUGAUCGCGCAGUGCAUGAAGCAUGGGCAGCUGAGCUUUGACAUUGACUAUUAUCUAUUCGAUCAUCCGCCGCGUGCGGAGGAGAGCGAGAUGACUCCUUGGGCGACGAGUCUGGGGAAAGUCGAUAGCAGCAGUAUUCUGCGAACCUUGCAGGGUAUACUGGGAGGGACAUCCACUCGUAGACCGCUGGGGUAUAACCCGGCAGGCCACGAGUCCGAUAUCACGAACGAAUUCAUUCAUGAAUCUGUCCGGGAUCGCAAUCUCGCCAAGUGGCCUUGCGCCGCGCUCAAGGGACGCCGCGACGAGCAGAGUUGGAAUCUAGCGAGUGGCAAGCAGAUCUCUGAGGUCCCUGUGCUGCAGAUGGAAAAUUAUAUGAAGGGUCGCAUUCGGAAGGUGCAUGUCGACAAAGAGGAUUAA
Messenger RNA from Aspergillus pseudoviridinutans, 1218 nucleotides. Its product is annotated as T6SS phospholipase effector Tle1-like catalytic domain-containing protein. The record is from RefSeq and is a predicted model, not a curated record. NCBI's taxonomy places the organism in Eukaryota, Fungi, Ascomycota, Eurotiomycetes, Eurotiales, Aspergillaceae. The transcript is spliced from 3 exons. The coding region runs from base 1 to 1218 and encodes 405 amino acids.